Messenger RNA from Neltuma alba, 2421 nucleotides. Its product is annotated as probable LRR receptor-like serine/threonine-protein kinase At3g47570. The record is from RefSeq and is a predicted model, not a curated record. The transcript has 2 exons. Lineage: Eukaryota; Viridiplantae; Streptophyta; Magnoliopsida; Fabales; Fabaceae. The coding region runs from base 692 to 2125 and encodes 477 amino acids. Gene Ontology annotation, molecular function: protein binding.
AGAGCUCCCGAGCUAGCCUCCUCUUUCUCAACCAUGUCCCUUCACUUGCUUGCUUUGUUUACUCUGAUGUUUCAAUCUUGUAAAUCUGUUUCAUCAUCAUUGGGCAACGAAACGGAUCACUUGUCUUUAAUCAAAUUCAAGGAAUCAAUAUCCAGUGAUCCAUAUCACAUCCUGGACUCUUGGAAUGCUUCAACACAGUUCUGCAACUGGCAUGGAAUCUCUUGUGGUCACAAACAUGAUAGAGUUACUCGGUUGGCUUUAAACGGAUAUAAAUUAUAUUGUCUGGGCCAAUAUCACCUUUCAUUGCCAAUCUCUCCUUCCUAAGAGUCAUCGUUCUUGACAACAGUAAUUUCCACGGAGAAAUUCCACAAGAUUUCGGUCGUUUGUUCAGAUUACAGAAGCUUCUUGUCCAAAAUAAUACGUUGACGGGAGAAUUUCCGAUCAACAUCACAAGUUGCUCUAACCUCAAGCUCUUGGCUUUUGGAGGGAAUCAUCUCGUUGGAAAAAUACCAAUGGAGAUUGGCUCUCUCCAUAAGCUUGAAGGAUUCUUUCUUUGAGUCAUAAUAACUUGGAGGGGAGUAUACCUGAAGAAAUAGGCUGGUUGAAAAUUUUGACAGUAUUUGCGGUAUCUUUCAACAAACUUUCAGGUGCAAUUCCUUCUGCUCUUUACAAUUUGUCAUCUCUCAUUGUCAUGGACCUUGCACUAAAUCACUUCAAUAGCUCUCUCCCGUCCAAUAUGUUCUUGAACCUUCCUAAUCUACAAGUCCUGGGACUUGGAGGAAAUCAAUUCACAGGUCCUAUCCCAGUGUCCAUAGUAAAUGCUUCUAUGCUUUCAGGUAUUACAAUACCAAAAAAUCAUUUCACCGGACCAGUUCCAAAUCUAGGAAAGUUGCAUAAACUUUCUUAUCUAGAAUUGUUUUCCAAUAAUCUUGGAAGCAACUCCACUACUAAAGACUUAGAGUUCUUUGAAUCCUUGAUGAAUUGUAGUGAAUUGAACGAACUAGUUUUGACUUUCAAUAAUUUCGGAGGUCAUUUACCAAACUGCAUGUGCAAUUGGUCCACCCACCUCACAUCAAUCUAUCUUCAAGAUAAUCAAUUCUAUGGCCAAAUUCCUGAAGCACUUGGAAAUCUCCUUAGCUUGAGAUCACUGAGUAUGGACAAUAAUCACUUAGCUGAGAUCAUCCCGACAACUCUUGGGAAGCUUCAAAGCAUGGAAUUCUUAUCUUUAUCGGCAAACAAAUUGUCUGGAAAAAUUAUUCGUUUCAUAGGUAACCUCACUCGGUUAUUUCACCUAGAUUUGUCAAAUAACAUGUUAGAAGGACAGGUUCCUCCAAGUAUAAGGAAUUGUGAAAGCUUAGUAUAUCUUGAUCUGUCACAAAACAAUUUUCGUGGGGCAAUAGUCCACGUGAUGGGUCUUCCAUAUUUAUCAAUCUUACUUAACUUGUCACGUAACUCAUUUAUUGGCCAUCUUCCUAAUGAGGUGGGAAAGUUAACAAAGAUUGAUAAAUUGGAUGUCUCUCAUAAUCAUUUAACUGGAAAUAUUCCUCAAACCAUUGGAGAUUGUCAAAGCUUAGAGUAUCUCUGUUUGCAAGGGAACUUCUUUCAAGAAGACAUCCCCUUAUCUUUGGCUUCAUUGAAAGGUUUGAGAUAUCUAGACUUGUCACAAAAUAACUUGUUUGGAUCAAUUCUAAAAGACCUGCAAGAUAUUGCUUUGGAGUACCUAAAUAUUUCUUUCAACAUGCUUGAUGGGGAGAUACCAAGAAAAGGUGUCUUUAGCAAUGCAAGCGCAACAUCGCUUAUAGGGAAUAACAAGCUUUGUGGAGGCAUAUCACAGUUGGAGCUGCCACCAUGCCCUAUCAAAUCUAAUGGACAAAGAAAACAUCAAAACUUCAAGUUGAUCAUAUCAACAUGUUGUGUGAUUGCUUUUCUUCUUCUGGCAUCUAUUGUUGCUAUUUAUCAUUGGAGGAGAAGAAGCAAGAAAUCUUCUUUGAGUUCACCAACAAUUGACAUGAUUUCCAAAGUAUCAUAUCAAAGUUUGGACAAUGCUACAAAUGGAUUCUCUGUCAAAAACUUGAUAGGAUCUGGAAGUUUUGGCUUGGUAUAUAAGGGAAGUCUUGAGUCUUAAGAGGUUGUUGCGAUAAAGGUUAUUGACCUUCAAAUAAAAGGAGCUCACAAGAGUUUUAUUGCUGAAUGUAAUGCACUUAGAAAUGCAAAGCAUCGAAAUUUGGUAAAAAUAAUAACAGUUUGCUCUAGCAUAGAUUACGAGGGCUAUGAAUUCAAGGCUCUAGUUUAUGAGUAUAUGGUGAAUGGAAGCUUAGAAAAUUGGUUGCACUCCAAUACAGAAAAAUCAGAUGAUGCAAGAGUUUUGCUUCUUGAUCAAAUAAUAAAUAUCCUCAUUGAUAUUGUGUCUACUAUCUUCAC